AUGGUUCGAACCCGACUUCUCCUGUCUAGGCUUGGGCAACCUGGCAGUAUCCCAGCCCUCGUGCUUCCUUCGGGUGGCAUGGCAGCUAGGCACCGGAAAGGUGCUACAGCUGAACGCUUUAUCUUUAUUUAUCUUGAGAUGCUCCUCUGUUUUAACCCAGGAUGUGCCGAGGCCUUGAAGUCCGUUGCCGCCGCAAGUAUCACUUCUGGUGUCGAACUUCGCGAGGACGCAAAUGCGACAGCUAUAAAGCGGUAUAUCAACAGCCACAAUUCUGUCUCUUCUUCAACCGGAGUUUCCACUUCAGAGCUUGAUAGUGUGCUUAAGGAUUUAGAACGUAGAGUGAGCGUUUCCGAGUCACUUUUCAGGUUGGAUCCUCUUUCUCCCUGUUCCCUCAUCGUAUGGUCAGCCUUACUACCGUUAUUCUAUCCCGAAAGUCCUUUUGGUGAGUGCGCUCACUGUUCUCACAUCAUCUUACCUACUGAAGCCGUUUCGUUUCAUGAGGAAUUGGCGAGGUUUUUCGAGAUGGUGGAUUCUUUGUUACGAUCCGAGCAGAUUCUGCGAUUGUUCAAAGACGAUUUAAAGACCCUAUGGUCUUCUGCCCCGUCCAUCGCUCAACCGAAUUCUUGUACCUCAAGACCAGAAACAAAGGCUUGUGCUCCGAAACAAGGCAGUGCCAAGCCAAUGGCCAAAACUUCUCAGCAAAAGGCGGUGUACAGCAUCAAGCAGCCGCCUGCUAAUGAUUCUGCGACGAAAUCUGUCCCCGAUCUUCUAGAUGAUGGAUCUAGUUUACCGACAACGUUGCCUGUCACUGAGGAUGAUUUGCAUCAGGCCACUGCUUGUUUCAAACCGCUGGGAUCAUUUAAGCGUCCAGUCUAUCCCGUACCAAAAUUACCCCAGUCAAAAUCCAGCGGUGUUCGAAAUAUUCUCAUCACUUCUGCUCUGCCCUACGUUAAUAACGUUCCUCACUUGGGCAACAUGAUCGGAUCCACUCUCAGUGCCAGCGUUUUUGCUCUGUACUGUGACGUUGCUGGGUACAAUGUACUCUCCAUCUGUGGGACGGAUGAAUAUGGUACGGCUACCGAGGCCAAAGCUCUUUCGGAGCACAUGACACCUCGUCAGAUUUGCGACAAGUACCAUAAGCUACAUUGCGAUAUCUACUCAUGGUUUGAUAUCCAGUUUGACUAUUUCGGUCGGACGACGACGGAUAAACACCAAGAGAUCGUACAGGAUCUUUUCCAGAAACUGUGGGAAAACCAGUACAUCACCGAAGAUACAUUGGAACAAUUAUUUUGUGAGAAUUGUUCGAAGUUCCUCGCCGAUCGGUUUGUGGAAGGUACCUGUCCAUUUUGCAAGUACGAUGACGCACGUGGUGAUCAGUGCGACAAAUGUGGUCGGCUGAUGAAUGCUAUAGAGCUGAAGCAACCUAGGUGCAAGACGUGCCAGCAUUCACCAGUCGUCCGUUCCUCAAAACAUCUAUUCCUAGACCUACCGAAGAUUGAGUCGAAGUUGGCAGCAUUUGUUGAACAACGUGCAUACAAUCCGACGAGCUUGUGGACUACCAAUGCUCGCACAAUAUCCAGCACUUGGAUUCGUGAUGGUCUCAGACCCCGAUGUAUCACACGUGACCUAAACUGGGGUGUUCCGGUUCCACUAGAGGAGUACAAGAAUAAGGUCUUCUACGUUUGGUUCGAUGCUCCCAUAGGCUACUUAUCAAUCACAGCUAACUACACACCAGAAUGGCGUCAUUGGUGGCAGCCGACGCCGAAACAAAUCAGUGAAAUGGGACCAAUUGAAUUAUUCCAAUUUAUGGCAAAAGAUAACGUACCGUUCCACGCGAUCAUCUUUCCGGCCUGUCUGCUCGCAGCGAAUGCUGGUCACACACUUGUGCAGCACUUGCUAUCAACAGCUGCCGUGCCACCCGGAGGAAGCAUGGGGGCUGGGAUACUGCCAGGUCGCCCAGGCCUUGACAGGGGAAGUCGAGUGGCAGAGGUCGGAUUCGAACCACGAACCUUACGGUCAGUAAAUUCGCGAUCUAACCACUUGAGCCAUCUCGCCACACAGAUAUAUCGUCAGUUGCAGUCCUCCAAAUAUAUGAACUACGAGGGAACAAAGUUUUCAAAGAGUCGCGGGAUUGGUGUAUUUGGUGACGGUGCCAUGAGUUCGGGGAUUCAUUCAAACGUGUGGCGAUUCUACCUGCUCUACCGGAGACCGGAAACUCAGGUAAGCAAAUAUAUGAACUACGAGGGAACAAAGUUUUCAAAGAGUCGCGGGAUUGGUGUAUUUGGUGACGGUGCCAUGAGUUCGGGGAUUCAUUCAAACGUGUGGCGAUUCUACCUGCUCUACCGGAGACCGGAAACUCAGGAUAGCGCUUUUGUGUGGGAUGACUUUAUGCUUGUGACCAACUGCGAAUUGCUGAACAAUUUGGGCAACUUCAUCAACCGUGCUCUGGCUUUCGUUGCUCGCUUCUUCAAUGGUAAAAUCCCAAAUAUGGAUGGACUGGAUCCCAGCGACGUUGAAUUCCUGGCCCAGGUCGCUCAACUGAUAAGAUCGUACGCAAUGCAUAUGGAAGCCGGCCGUUUGCGCGAAGGACUUCGACAAAUUUUAGCAAUUUCGCGUCUCGGAAACGUGUAUUUUCAAGUUAACCAACCCUGGGUUGCGAUCAAGAAAGAAGAGACGAAGCCCAGAGCCGGUGUUGUCAUCGGAGUUGCCGCGAAUGUCGCCUGUCUUUUGGGCAUGUUGCUGUACCCCUUCAUGCCAACAAUCGGACGGCAAAUCUGGACAGAACAAUGCAAUUUGUCUACGGAUGUGCUUAGUCUUCUUUCGCUUAGUCGUCAAGACUAUAGGUUAGCACAACUCCUGCCAGCCGGGCACCAGAUUGGCCGGCCCACCCCCCUCUUCCGAAAAAUGGAGCCCGAAGAUAUCAACAAGCUGUCCAAACUCUACGGUUCAGGGAUGACGGCCAGUUCGGAUUCGCCCUCUGGUGAAAGUUGUUCGAAUCGUCCUCAUUCAGUUAUAACACCUUUAUGGUGCCUAGCUCCCAUGCUACCCGAAGGAAGUAUAAGACCUGAGAUACUGUCAGACUGCCCAAGCCUAGACAGGAGCUGUCCAGAUGCAGAGAAAUACACUCAUCUGCAACUCAAUUUGGUUUUCACUCACGAAUCAACUGAACCUCUCGUUUAUGAUGUCCUCCAGCUGAAUGUGCUGCACACAGGCCGCCUCAUGAUUCAGUUGGCACGAUAUUCGAGAAAUCGCAGUAUAUUUUCAUCAAGGAAACUACUCACAAGGUUGCUGAAAACUCCUCGACAGCCCACGACCGGUUUCGCCCUUCUUGGGGCUCAUCAGAAACUUGGGUUGGAAUGGUCGUUCGGAACGCAUGAUGCAUCAUCAUCAUCAUCCACAACACCAGUAUUCAACACCAAUGCUUCACUGCUGUACAACCAUGAUUUAUUUGAAAGCCUUAUUUUAAAGAAAAGAACAUUCACUCAGGCAAUCUGGAUAGAAAGUGACAACAAGAACGCCACUGACAUCGGUUGGCAGCCAUAUCUUGUAGUGUCUCCAACCAGGCACAGUGAGAAUCAAGCGGUCCCUAUCCUGGAAGGCGAGUAG
Molecule: messenger RNA, 3606 nt
Organism: Opisthorchis viverrini
Lineage: Eukaryota; Metazoa; Platyhelminthes; Trematoda; Opisthorchiida; Opisthorchiidae
Exons: 21
Coding region: 1-3606 (1201 amino acids)
Biological process (GO): methionyl-tRNA aminoacylation
Cellular component (GO): aminoacyl-tRNA synthetase multienzyme complex; cytosol
Molecular function (GO): methionine-tRNA ligase activity; ATP binding
Source: RefSeq, a predicted model, not a curated record